Nelumbo nucifera (sacred lotus) is the source of this 845-nucleotide messenger RNA. Its product is annotated as small COPII coat GTPase SAR1A-like. NCBI's taxonomy places the organism in Eukaryota, Viridiplantae, Streptophyta, Magnoliopsida, Proteales, Nelumbonaceae. Gene Ontology annotation, molecular function: GTP binding; GTPase activity. Gene Ontology annotation, biological process: intracellular protein transport. The record is from RefSeq and is a predicted model, not a curated record.
CCAAAAGAAGAAAAGGUAGGAAUUCUCCUUCACCGAAGCCUGUACAGAACGAGCGACUGAGCGUCGAGAGAGAUUGUAUAUAAUUUUCCGUGUUAUAUAGGAGAAGAACAUGUUUCUGUUGGAAUGGUUCUAUGGGGUGUUAGCCAUGUUAGGAUUGGCCAUGAAAGAGGCCAAGAUCCUAUUUUUAGGACUGGACAACGCUGGCAAGACUACGCUUCUACAUAUGCUUAAAGAUGAGAGAUUAGCACAACACCAGCCAACGCAGCAUCCCACGUCUGAGGAGCUCUGCAUUGGGAAGAUCAUGUUUAAAGCCUUUGAUUUGGGUGGGCAUCAGAUUGCUCGGAGGGUUUGGAAAGAUUACUAUGCUGAGGUUGAUGCUGUAGUAUAUCUGGUGGAUGCGGCCGACAAAGAGCGAUUCUUUGAAUCAAAGAAUGAGCUGGAUGCAUUGCUCUCAGAUGACUCUCUAUCAAAGGUUCCAUUCCUUAUUCUUGGCAACAAGAUAGACAUCCCUUAUGCAGCCUCAGAAGACGAACUUCGCUAUUGCCUUGGCCUGGGAACCUGCACUACCGGCAAGGGGAAGGUGAACUUGUCAAACUCUAACAUCCGUCCUAUUGAGCUCUUCAUGUGUAGCAUUGUUCGUAAGAUGGGCUAUGGUGAUGGUUUCAUGUGGUUGUCACAAUAUAUCAAGUAGACAGUUGAUAAUUAGCUACAACCAUUUCUCUUUGAUUCUCUAAUAUCAGAAGACUUUGCCCUCUUUUCCACUUAAUGUACAGUGAGUCAAUGACUAUGCAAAGUAAUUGAAACUUCCAGCUUGUCCAUUUUUCUAUGAAAAAAUGAAAAUUCAU